This is a messenger RNA of Puccinia graminis f. sp. tritici CRL 75-36-700-3, 1326 nucleotides long. RefSeq lists its product as uncharacterized. The coding region runs from base 1 to 1326 and encodes 441 amino acids. NCBI's taxonomy places the organism in Eukaryota, Fungi, Basidiomycota, Pucciniomycetes, Pucciniales, Pucciniaceae. Gene Ontology annotation, molecular function: four-way junction helicase activity; ATP binding; 3'-5' DNA helicase activity. The record is from RefSeq and is a predicted model, not a curated record. The transcript has a single exon. Gene Ontology annotation, cellular component: cytoplasm; chromosome. Gene Ontology annotation, biological process: double-strand break repair via homologous recombination.
AUGAACCCGAUUAACAUUCCUAGAAAGAUUUGUGAUUACGACGACAAUCAGCUGAAGACUUACAUCAAAAGUGAAUCCUUCGACAAAUACAAGCAGGAAAGCAAGACCCUACAAGUCGACACUGUAGCAAAUCUUGUUCGUGGUCGAAACACCUUUCUCCUGGCCGCUACUGGAUACGGAAAGUCAAGAAUCCCGGAGAUGUACCUCAACUUGACUGCGCGAGAUCGAAAGGGCCAAUUUUUGGGUGUAGUUGUGGUGCUGAACCCACUUGAUGCACUCGGCGAUAACCAAGUAGAAGAGAAGAUUUCGGCCGGCUAUACAGCAAUCAACCUGACCCAGCUCAAUUUCAACCAACAGACGGCCAAUGAGAUCAAGAAUGGACUCUACAACUUUGUAUAUCUUAGUCCUGAAAUCUUCCUCAACAAUAAGGGUUUUGAGGAGAUGUAUCUGACACCUAGCUUCCAACAAAAGCUUGUUCUCGUUGUUGUGGACGAAGCACAUAUGAUAUAUUCGUGGGGCUUGGUCGAAAGCGGAAAACGGCAUUUGAAAACGCUUGUACGACAUCAAGACCAGUGUGCUUUUCGCCCCUCCUAUGGAAACAUUGGAGCAGCCCUACUGAAUAAAAACAACGCGCCAAUCCUCUUAAUGUCAGCAACAUGUCGACCAAAGGCAAUUGAGGCCAUCAGGAAAAAUCUGAAAUUAGUUGACACCGAUCUUGACAUCAUCAAAGGUGAACUAAGCCGGCCUGAAAUCCGUAUCCUCCGAAUUACAAUGAACAAUUCCCUCAAUUCAUGCCUUGAUUUGUUGCGCAUGUACCCCUCUCAGCAACAAACCCCCAACAGUCAACUUGUUCCAACACUAAUCUACUCUGGCACUCGACAUGCAACUCUCAAGGUCUUGGAGGUGUUGGAUGCUGCGCGAGAAACACCCGGUCAACACUUGAUAGCUGGAAGUGACUUUGCUCGUCGAUAUCAUGCCUGUACUGGCGAGUUAGACAAACAGGACUGUAUCUCGGACUUUGCGGAAGGCAAGGUUCCUUUGAUUUCUUGUACUCUGGCCCUCGGAAUGGGCCAGAACUGGAGGUCCGUGCGACAAGUUGUACACAUUGGACGAGGUGAUCCAUCACUCAUCUGUCAGAUGAUCGGUAGAGCUGGGCGAGAUGGGGAGCCAGCAUUGGCUGUCCUUUUUGUGGAAAAAACUCGAAAAAACGGUAAAAACUCGGUUAGCGAUUUUACUGGUCCAAUCGACUCAGACGAGGACCGAAUGGAUGCCUUGGCAGUGACCCCAGUCUGCCUUCGGGUGGCAUUUAAAGUUGACAAUUCGUAA